This is a messenger RNA of Seriola aureovittata, 1886 nucleotides long. RefSeq names its product SH2 domain-containing protein 1A-like. The transcript is spliced from 4 exons. The record is from RefSeq and is a predicted model, not a curated record. Bases 136 to 567 code for a protein of 143 amino acids. NCBI's taxonomy places the organism in Eukaryota, Metazoa, Chordata, Actinopteri, Carangiformes, Carangidae.
UGGCUGCAUGAGAGAAAAGUGUGAAAACCAGAAACGAUUCACUUGUCUUUCACAGCCGUGUCUGCUGCUGCAAACCUGCUGCGCCACUUCCACCCUCCGGACGAUCAGACGGUGGGUGCCUGCCUGCGAGUCAGCAUGGAGCAGGAGGGGCUGCUGGUCCAGUCCAUGUACUACGGGAGAAUUGGAAGCGAGGCCACAGAGAGGCUGCUGGAGAGGUUUGGACAUGACGGCAGCUUUCUGCUGAGAGACAGCGAGACCAUGCAGGGGGCAUACUGUCUGUGUGUGAGGAAAGCACCGUUUGUGCACACCUACAGGCUCGUGCACUCCACUGAGGGCUGGAGUCUUCAGAUUUCAGGAGUCAGACAGCAGAGAUACAGGACGGUGGAGACAUUGAUAGAGAACAUCAGAAGGGGCACAGCCUCUGGUGUCAGGAUACCCCCCCUCACAGACCCACUGGACAGAGCACAGCUACAGUACUUCAGCUCUGGAGAAGCUCCAGCUGUCUCCUCCACAGACUUUGCCUACAUGGAAAUGAGCAGCAGCAGCGGCCGCAGCUCUCUGUGUUGAGGCCGUACCUUCACACCGGCAGACCACCGCCGUAAAUCAGGUGGACAAACUGAAGAUGAAGAGGAAGAGGAGCGCACAUUUAUGUGGCACAUCAAGAAUAUGUCACAUUUCUUCGGGGUUUUCCGUGUUUAUUUUUAUCAAACCCCUAACCCCAACCCGUGUCACGCAGAGUAUCGGUUUCAAAGAAUUUCACACAUGGUGUUUUACCUAACAACAACUGUGAAAAAGAAGCCACUGCAGUGUAUUAAACAUGUCAGAUUCUACUCAAGAGACCUUGAAAGUCAUUGAAAUGUUUUUGAUUUGGUGUCAUGGGAAACACUGUAUUUUGUUGCUGUGGUUUCCUGUUCUCAGACCUGUGUUCUUCACAUGUGAUUGGUCAUAACUGUGGACUGUGUAUUAUGUUGGGGUAAAGAAAAUAUAUUUUUCAUAGUCGUGAUCAUGAACUGUGGUAUGUUUUUUUCUACACAGACAUUGGGUUGAUGGGUUUUGGUGUCUUAUAUCUGCUCGUGUGCAGUAUCUAUACGAUCUGUGUGGUUGUCUGCACGUUUGAUUCAUCUCACCUGAAGCGAUAACGGGCUCACUGAGUCUAACAACACAGGAAAUGUAGCACUGCAGAUCGUACAAUCUAUUGUGGCACACUUAAUUCACCAUGUGACUUUAUUACGAUAUCUUAUAUCCGAAAUACAAGCUGAUCUCAGGUCUCACAACAAGCUCUUAAAAGGACUGAGUUCAUGUCCGUUCUCACUGCUGCUGCUGCCAAACGUUCUUUUCUUUGUUAAUUGCAGUGGUUGUGUUCAUUAUUGCUGUAAUAUUUAAUUCUCUGUGAUUUCUCUGUCGCCAACUGGUUCAGUUUCUUAGGCUCAUUCAAGCCAGGCCUUCAAUAAAAGCUAAACUUUCUAUUGAUAACUCGCUCUCGUUCUGUCAAGCAACAAGUAUUUCAGGCUACAGUUUCAUCCUUAUUGGAAAAUUGUGUUAUUAUUUAUAUAAAAGCAGCAACAUUCAGUCUUUAAAUGUUUUUUUUAACCAAAGCGCUCUGAGAUUAAAAUCAGGAAAAUGGCUUGAGGACUUGUACAAGAGCGUAGGUUGGACCUGUAUGUCUGUGAGAGGAGACCUUUAUUUCUUAGUAUGUAUUUAAAAAGCACUUCUAAUGAAGCAGCUAGUUAAAACUAACAUAAAGUGUCUUAGCAACGUGUUAGCCCACCACAAGAACCAGAAGUAUAAACAAACUCUACUUUUCUAAAUCUCGGCUGUAUCUUAUUCUGGAGCGUCUGAAUUCAGAUGGAAUAAACUGCAGCAGGAAAUGAAGCUGGAUCACCUGA